This is a messenger RNA of Syngnathus typhle (broad-nosed pipefish), 2939 nucleotides long. It is a transcript of the gene rassf11, whose product is annotated as Ras association domain family member 11. The coding region runs from base 148 to 1518 and encodes 456 amino acids. The record is from RefSeq and is a predicted model, not a curated record. NCBI's taxonomy places the organism in Eukaryota, Metazoa, Chordata, Actinopteri, Syngnathiformes, Syngnathidae. Gene Ontology annotation, biological process: signal transduction. The transcript is spliced from 3 exons.
AUCAGAUUCCGCCUUUUGGUUGUUGAAAUGCCUUUGGGACUUCAAAUUACUCUUAAUUAGUCUGUUUUUUCCUCCUGCGCAGAGCGCUCAGUUAAGCAGACAGUUCCCAUCAUCUUUACCACAAGCAGCACGAAACGAUUAUGUACGAUGGAAAUCAAAGUGUCUGUGGAUGGCGUGCCACGUUUGGUUUGUGGGGUCACAGAUGAGACAACAUGCCAAGAGGUGGUGACAGUGUUGGCUCAAGCUUUGGGCCAGCCUGGGCGCUACAUGUUGCGCGAGACCUUCAAAGACUUCGAGAGGUGCAUGGCACCGGAUGAGCGGCCUCUGGAGAUGCUAAAGAAGUACGGGGAACACUCGAAGGAGGUCCAGCUCACUUUGCUCCACAGCGGUCCUUCAGUUUACGACGAAAUGAGCAGGGCCAAAGUGGGCCGACACCAGCCUUGUCCACCGCUGCGGAGAAAAGAAACCGGUGCUAGAAAUUGGCGUCGGAGCGGAUCGCUGAAUCUGCAUCGGCAGAGCUUUCCGCUGUCCUGCCUGAGGCAGGACACAGACCAGAACCACGAGCUUUUGAAAAGACCCAAAAGAAAGUCCCUGACUCUCAUGGAGGAGGCCUGGGAAUGGCUAGAGAGUCUGGGAAAAACACAGGUUUAUAGUACGUCAUGCGAUAAGGACAGCAGCAAGAAGACGACUGAAAAAAAGAAAACUUUUCUGAGUGUCACACUUUCCACAAUGAGAAAGAGUCCACAUGAGAAGAACCAAGUCCGAGGUCACAGAAACUCAAAGUCCGACUUGGAUCAGACAUCUUGUUGCAUGGGAACCCAACAGAAGGUGAAAGAAAAUAAAAACUCCAAGAAAGCUCAUGUGGGGAAACUCGAUAGCUUCUCCGAUUUGAACAGUGACAACGAGAAUAAUCGCCUGAGAGAAACGAUCAUCUGGCAGCUCAGCAUACUUCAAAAGCUCCAGGUCCAGAUCGGCGAUGUGGACCAUGAGAUUUUAGAGCUGGAGAAAACCGAGCGGACCAGGGAAGAGCAAAAAGUGAUUGAAGAAGAGACGGAGCAGAUCAAGUUCUGGGAGAAUGAAUUAAAAGCAGAAGAAGACUUUGAGAGAGAUUUGCAAAAUCAGUUCCAUGGCCUGAAAGCAAAGAUUGUGGACUGCAAGGCCAAACUGGAGGACUACAAAACAGAAAUGCAAAAACUGGACUUCUGUGGAGCUCAAAAGGUUGACUCCAAAGAGGGCCGACACGCCGCAGACGGCAAUCCGAGCAAGGUCUCAAAUGGGCAUCUACUUGAGACGGAACGCCAAGUAAACAGCGACAGGAAGUGGCCGCCCAGAAAUAUCAACCCUUCUCCUGCUUUAUUUCCUCCCAAUCAGAUAAAGGAGCGCCGGCUCACUGGGCCAGCUGAGCUCAGGGAGUGGUGGGCAUGCUGGUCUGCAGGCCAAAAGUCAAACUCUAACAAAAAGGUGACUGCGAUACACCGCUCGGAGCUCACGAUUUAUUUGGGCGGUACAAAAGAUUAAGGAAGAAGUCUGAGAUUACGUUUUUUGGAAUGGGCACCUCAAAGUUAUAACUACAACCAUAUUGCGACUGCUAUGGGUGCUUGGACUCAUGGCCCUUUUCACUUAAUUCCCACCAAAAUGUUAUUAUUUUAGCAUGUGCUUGUUUUUCAAAUCCGUAGGCACCUCAUGCGCAGAUUUCUUUUCAAUUUUUUAAAAUAGAUUCAUUUUUCCUGCCUGUGAUUUUUUCCGCAAUUUCACUUUACUUGGCGUGGGAAAUUGAAUGUUCAUCACCAGUUUCGAAUACUUUUUUUUGGGCUUGUAUAAAAAGGGGGGAGAAAAAAACAGAAUUUAAAUUCAAUACAUUUUUAAAUAUCAAUACAAGUAUGCAUCAUUUAUUAAAUUGAAAUGAAUAGUAUUUGAUAAAGUUGGACUGAGAUAUGCCCGGAGGAGGAAACGAACCAGUGCCUGAUCUGUGCCAACCAUUGCAACACCAAAGUCUUGUUAAAGUUGGUAAGAUGUGAAGCAGAAACAAUGUGUUGCCGUCACAUUGAAUGCUUGCUGCAGAAUGGAUCGUUAAAAGUAUAUAAAUGAAUUUCAUUUAAUCAAACUAGUAAAACUCAUGGAACUUAUGGAUAUGAAUAAAGUACGGUUAGAGACUACUACAAAGCACUUGGUCAAUGAGGAAAAAUAAAGAAUCAGAAUAACAUAGGUGUGAAUGUGGAAUGUUUUUUUUUUUUUUUUUAAAUUGUUGAGCCCAAGCAGAUGCUGUGCAAUUACAUUGAUGGGGGGGGGGGGGAGGAAAGAACCCACACAACUUGAUUUUCAUAAAACUUUAAUUUGCUUAUUCGUUCAAGACCAUUGACAAAGGUACAUAGGGACCUCUGAACGUGGUUCAACUGAAAGCCAGUGAUCUUUGCAGACUGACUGAUCCUGUUUCGAUUUUUCUUUUUUUUUUUUUUAAUUUAGUUUCUAACUCCUUACUUUUUCCCCAAUAAAUCUGUUCUCAUAUAUGAAGUCUGACGUUAACUAAAGGGGGGGAAAAAAAGAGCACACAUUACAUACAGUAUUGUUUAACCAACAGGUUCGGGAUGCAUAUCGUUAUCUUUACUUAACAAGAAAGCCAUUCAAAGAUUGUUCUUUAUAUUGGUGGGUGGCUCGCUGGGAAAUAAACAAGCUUUUUAAAGCUCCACCACCCCCUUCUUUCAUUUUGCUUGUAGUUAUUUUUAGGCACCUUGUUUUUCAAAGUAGACAGAGUUUCAAGAGGGAAAAAAAACAACAUGUGCAAAACAAAACCCAACCUAAAAAAUAAAAAAAAAAUUGCCGAUAUAAGUUGCCCCAAGGAAUUCUGCACCUGGGAGAAAUUGCUUUAGUGGAGCUAGUGAAUACCAAAAAAGUAUUUAAAGGCUCCAGAUUGGUAAAACUAAACAAUCCCACCCACACAG